AUCAUUGUAGUUUAACAUUUCUUUGGCAGAGUGAAGUUCAAAUCGUGAAGGAAAUAUUUACAUAGAAAAUGAAAAUCUUCAUCACUGUCACCAUCUUCGCGGCUAUCGCCGUUGUGGGCGCAAAUUGCGGAAUGACUGAUACCAAACAGGGCAUCGUAUCCUCAUCGUAUGGCGGUGGACAUGGUGGUGGAUCUUCUUCAUCUUACUCUGCACCAGCUCCAGCUUCAGCACCGUCAUACGGUGGUUCUUCCUCAUCGUACGCAGCACCUGCAGCUCCCGCAGCUGCACCAUCAUACGGUGGCGCUUCAUCGUCGUACUCAGCGCCUGCUGCUCCCGCAGCUGCACCAUCAUACGGUGGUGGCUCUUCCUCAUCUUAUGCAGCUCCCGCAGCUGCACCAUCAUACGGUGGCGCUUCAUCGUCGUACUCAGCGCCUGCUGCUCCCGCAGCUGCACCAUCAUACGGUGGUGGCUCUUCCUCAUCUUAUGCAGCACCUGCAGCUCCAGCAGCUGCACCAUCACACGGUGGUUCAUCCUCAUUAUACGGUGGUGGUUCUUCCGCAUCCUACUCAAGAUCUGCAGUCCCUGCUGGAGCAGUAUCAUACGGAGGUUCAUCCUCAUCAUACGGUGGUGGUUCUUCCUCGUCGUAUGCUGCGCCGCCAUGCCCAAGAAAUUAUCUGUUCAGUUGUCAGCCUUCCUUAUCGCCAGUAGGAUGCGCUUCGUCAGGUAGCAGUAGCGGAUACGGCUCAGCGGCUGCUUACUCUCAAUAUGUGCCAUCGUACGCACUCCCACCAAUUGGAUACGGCUAUUGAGCCAGACGAAAACAUAGACAUCGCAUUAGGAUUUGGCUUGUGAAUGAACCUCGCUUUCUUUUUAUGAUUUAAUUAUUGCAGUUAAUAAGAAAUUUUUCAAUUAAAAAAAAACACGUGUUAUUGUUUGCUAAUAUAUUACAUAAAGAUUCGAAUAUGAA
Messenger RNA from Anastrepha obliqua, 967 nucleotides. Its product is annotated as vitelline membrane protein Vm26Ab-like. NCBI's taxonomy places the organism in Eukaryota, Metazoa, Arthropoda, Insecta, Diptera, Tephritidae. The transcript has a single exon. The record is from RefSeq and is a predicted model, not a curated record. The coding region runs from base 69 to 809 and encodes 246 amino acids.